Messenger RNA from Acaulospora colombiana, 366 nucleotides. Lineage: Eukaryota; Fungi; Glomeromycota; Glomeromycetes; Diversisporales; Acaulosporaceae. The record is from the annotation of a GenBank genome assembly.
AUGGUCUCUGUCGUCGAGCACGACGGCGUGGUGCAGAAUGAGCAGAGAAAAGGAUACGAGAUGCGAGUCCGCUGCUCUUCUGAGCACAAGUACGAGCGUAUUCUAGAUAGUGGACGAGUGACGUCCUCUUUUAGAGUUGCCACAAGACGCCGGAGGGCGUUCCUUCUUGGGCAUGAUAGCCAGCAGCUCGCUCUCCUCCAAAUAGACAGACCAUGUAGACUAGAAUCCGUCAAUAACGUUUUUCGUCUCCCGUCUUGUCCAGUUGUCGAUGCGCUUCUGCCUCCUCCUGAGCAGACUGCCACCGUCUCUCAAACAACUCUUCCCUCUUUCGAAUAUUCUUUUCCCUAUCCUCAUCUCGAAACCUUC